AUGUCGCCAGAAAGCAGGACAUGGCGCUCCUUCAUUCCCGUUCUUCUUCAUGCCUCCGAGCAGCCAGUCAGUCAGUCCAACGACCUUUGCACCCACGCCAUUCUCCCAGUUUCCGCCUUCUUGUACGUGUUCUAUCGUAUGCUUGGCCACCCUGCCCUCCUCGUCAAAUUCGAAGAUGAAGAGGCCUGUAAACUCUUUGCUGUCGUCUUCGCCCUUUCCGCCACCGAGCCAAUAGGUAAUCUUAUCCACGCUAUCCUUAGGUCCAAUUCCUUUGUAGAAUGCUCCUAUUCCUUUUCCACGGGUCUUACCGAUGGUUCGCCAUCGCACGAUGAGUUGCUCAGGACAAGUCGAUGA
Molecule: messenger RNA, 354 nt
Organism: Hymenoscyphus albidus
Lineage: Eukaryota; Fungi; Ascomycota; Leotiomycetes; Helotiales; Helotiaceae
Source: the annotation of a GenBank genome assembly